This is a messenger RNA of Paramecium tetraurelia, 348 nucleotides long. RefSeq lists its product as uncharacterized. NCBI's taxonomy places the organism in Eukaryota, Ciliophora, Oligohymenophorea, Peniculida, Parameciidae. The record is from RefSeq and is a predicted model, not a curated record. The transcript has a single exon.
AUGAAGUUGAAAAAAAAGUAAGCAGACAUCAAUUAGCUGUAUAAUACAAAGAAUUAAGAUAAAGUCGAGAGAAAAAAAUAAAUAAUUUAAUAAUGUUAGUAGAUCCAAUAAAAUCUACAAAUGAGUGAGGAGAAAAUGUUCAACAAAGAAUUAAAUAAGUCUAACAGCUAUUAUAGAGUAGAUAAAACCUCGAUAGCUCAAAAGGAUAAAACUCAUAUUCCUCCUUACUUAAAGUAAGAUAACGAUUGCUCUAAAUCGACUAUAUCGGAAGAAAUUCUCAAAGAGAGACUUUUGACAGACUUCUUAAAUAUCAACAUUAAUUAACAAAAUUAUCAAAGAGAAAAAUGA